This is a messenger RNA of Antechinus flavipes (yellow-footed antechinus), 2409 nucleotides long. RefSeq names its product ribosomal protein S6 kinase related (gene RSKR). Gene Ontology annotation, biological process: protein phosphorylation. Lineage: Eukaryota; Metazoa; Chordata; Mammalia; Dasyuromorphia; Dasyuridae. The transcript is spliced from 11 exons. The coding region runs from base 174 to 1799 and encodes 541 amino acids. The record is from RefSeq and is a predicted model, not a curated record. Gene Ontology annotation, molecular function: protein serine/threonine kinase activity; ATP binding.
GCGUUGCUCUGAGAUCUUGCCCCGUUUGUGCUGCCUGGAGUCACUGCCCCCUUUCAGGGAGGAGGACGCAGGUCUGCGCUUUCAGCCCUGAUUCCAGAGUGGGGGCAUUUCUCUGCAGCGGGAGAAGGAGUACCCAGAAGCCUGAGUAGAACCGGAGGCAGGCGCCGCGAAUAAUGGAGCUGGGGGCGGGGCUCAUGAAUGAUGCAUCAGAAAGGGGUGGGCCUGCUUAUGUAACGGGGACAGAGGGGGCUGGCAGCUGGGGAGGCACUGGCAGGAUGGGAGUGGCGGGCAGCCGGCGGACCCUUCCCCACAAGCAGGCUGACAGCAUCCCCAGCCGGGGGCCCUGGGUUCGGGGCUGGAAGAGAGUCUUGUCAGGUGUGGAGACGACUCUGUCGGGCCUGGAGCAGCUGUGGGCACAGCGGAAGCGCCGGCUCCCCCCCCUGGAGCCAGCUCUGCUGCCCUCAGAGAAGUCCCUGACCGAGUGGCCGGUGCCGAAGCUCGUCUCUCUCUUCUUGCCCGAGUUCCCCGUCCGGCCCCCGCAGGGGCAGCAGCAGCUGAAGGUGGGUCAGCCAGGUCCCCGCAGAGGCUGCACGGGACAUCCCGGGAAAGCCCCAGGGGGACGGGGAGCCUCUGUUAGAACUCCUCUGCCUCCCCGUAUUCCUCCGCAGGUCCUGGGGUUUGUGGCCAAGGGCUCCUUUGGGACUGUCCUCAAGGUGCUGGACUGUGGCCUGGGGGCCCUGCUGGCCGUGAAGGUGGUCCCCAAGGUGGAAGUCCUUCAGCGAGACAGCUUGAGGCAGUGCAAGGAGGAGGUCAGCAUCCAGCGCCAGAUCCGCCACCCGUUUGUGAGGGGCUUGGGAGGCAGCUGGCAGGGACAGCGCCAUCUCUUCACUAUGUACAAGUACUACAGCACGGGGGACCUGCACUCUCUCUGGGCCGCCGUCGGCUGCUUCUCUGAGGCUUCCGUGCGGCUCUUUGCGGCCGAGCUGGCCCUGGGCGUAGGCUACCUCCAUGACCUGGGCAUCGUGCAUCGGGACCUGAAGAUGGAGAACAUUCUACUGGAUGAAAGAGGCCACCUGAAGCUCACAGACUUCGGCCUGUCGCGACAUCUCCCGCAGGGGGAGCGGGCCUACACCAUCUGCGGGACGCUUCAGUACAUGGGUGAGCCAGAGCCGGGGCUGGCAGGGCUCCUGUGCCCGGCCCUCCACCCCCUGCCCCCUGCACUGCCGAGUGGCCAUCCCCCGCGACGAGGGUGGGCUCGGUCCCCCCGCUGCGUGACCAGCCCGCCUCUUCCUGCAGCCCGGGCCGCUGUGCACGGGGCCUCCUCCUCUGCCUUUACUUGUACCUGUCCUGUUCCUAUUGCUCUGGCGAUACCUGCAGCCCCAGAGGUCCUGAGGGGCGGGCCCUACAACCACGUCGCGGACUGGUGGUCCCUGGGCAUCUUGCUGUUCGCCCUGGCAGCUGGGAAGUUCCCCUUGCAGGCUGAGAAGGAUCAUGUGGCCAUGUUGGCAAGUGUGACUCGCUGUAACUAUGAGGUCCCAGCCUCCCUUAGCCAGGGGCUUGCUCUCCUGCUCCAGGAGCUCCUGUGCCACGACCCCUUCCAUCGCCUGCGCUACCUGUAUCACUUCCAGGCCCAUCCCUUCUUUCGGGGCAUGGCCUUUGACCCUGAGCUCCUGCAGAAGCAGCCCGUGUCCUUUGUCCUGGAGGCGAGGGCUGUCCUUCCCGCCCCCGCUGAGGCUGUUCCGUUCCAGGAUUUUGACUGCGAUUUGAUAUGUCUCUCAACCCAUCCCUGCCCUGCCUGAGUUCCCCUUCCCACAAGAUGGAUGUAGCUGUCUCAGGGUCUUCACUGCCAGCUCAGGAAGACCUCCCUAAUGCAUCAAGUUGUCCCUUGUUCUUUGUAGGAGGCUUCCCUCCCAUUUUGUAGCUUGAAACACUUUAUAACUGAACCUGAUCCUGUGGGGCUCAGGCCCCUUAAAAGGGAGGGAUGUUGUCUCCCCCUCCCCCCACAAGCAGAGACCAAAGUCCCACUUCUUGGCGCGCUGCCACGAGCAUCUCAUUUCACUUUCUUCCCUCCCCUGUGCCUCCUCAUUGAGCAGGACAGAGCAGGUCUCCUCCCCGUUUGCACUUGUCCACAUCCCCCAGCCUCAGGCUCUUAGCCAGGUUCUCCAGCCCCCUUCUCCCUUAUUUCUACGACACAUUUCCUUUCUCCAGCAAUACUGAACUCUGUACUGACACACAUUGAUCCUCACGGUGCUUGACAAGCUUAGUUAGCCUGUCCUUUUCAGAAGCAAUAAUUGUUUUUUAUAAGAAUACAAAUCAUCCUUGCCCCAACAAUUUACAUUUUAAAUUGUGAUCUAAGGACUCAAGGCCUGAUUAUGCAAUAGAUUAAAUAAAAAAAUAAAAUAAAAUUGA